Molecule: messenger RNA, 312 nt
Organism: Microthlaspi erraticum
Lineage: Eukaryota; Viridiplantae; Streptophyta; Magnoliopsida; Brassicales; Brassicaceae
Source: the annotation of a GenBank genome assembly
AUGAACGUCUAUCUCGUUCAAGGUCUAAAGUCAAACCUGAUCAGUGUCAGCCAGCUUUGUGAUGAAGGUUUAACGGUCUGGUUUAACAAGAUAGAGUGCAAAGCCAUUGACUCUGACGGAAAGACAGUCUACGAGGAGUUCGUUCAGGCAACAACUGCUACAUGUGGGAUCAAUCUGCAAGAGAUUGUUCGUGGUGUUCCGAAGCUGAAGGGAACUGAGAAACUUGUAUGUGGUCCUUGCAAUCAAGGAAAGCAAAUCAAGGUCCAGCACAAGAAGGUGGCAGAUGUACAAUCCAAGACUGUUUUGGACUAG